AUGGACACAACAGAAGACUCGCAAGACCCGAUUCUGCGCCUCUUUCUGUAUUGUUCCCACCAUGCCUUGUUUCGGCCGAUUGCAAGACUCAUCAGGUUCUUACAACCAAUGCUAGCAGCACGCACCGCGGCGUCCGCUAUUGUAGCAAAAAUCUCCCAAGACCCUGGCCUUCCAUGUUCCAAUCCGACCAGUGCUUUCUGGCAAAGUCCCCCAGACCCAGAUCUCUCCAACAUCCAGUCCCCUGUGCUCCCGGAGAAAAGCGACGUUGUCAUUAUCGGAUCGGGCAUCUCAGCAGCAAGUAUUGCACACCACCUCCUCACACAGGAUCCCAACAUCACCGUCGUCAUCUGCGAAGCGCGCACCAUCACUUCUGGAGCAACUGGGCGAAAUGGCGGCCACAUCAUCGAUUUGCCCUAUGAUGAGUACGAUGCGGAGGUGAGCCUACUGGGCACCGAGGAGGCAAAGAAGCUUGUGCGUUUUCGGAUGGGCCAUCUGCCGCAACUGGUCGAAUUUGCGGAAACGCAGUUGAGCGAGAAGGCGAAGCUUUAUAGCGAAAUUCGAACCGUGGAAACCGUCGAUGCCUUCUUCGAUGAGGCCGUCUGGACACACAUGCGCGAGCAAUUCAACAACUUCCUCACAGAUUUUCCAGAGCAGAGUAAAAGGUGGCGAGCUUGGGAUGGCGAGGAGGCCAAGAAGAAAUUUGGCAUGCCGCGUGUCUAUGGCGCCAUCAGUGGCCCGGCAGGAGCCAUCUGGCCAUAUCGCUUCGUCACGGGUGUGUACAAGAACGUGAUGGAAAAGUGUCCCGGCCGUCUGAGCAUCGAGACGAACACGGCGGUCGUCAGCAUCGACACCGCCCAAUCUGCCAGCGAUCAUCCGUACCUCGUGCACACAUCUCGAGGCACGAUCCGAUGCAGAAACAUCGUACAUGCGACAAAUAGCCACGUUGGGCAUCUGCUGCCCCGUCUACGCGGGAGACUGUUCCCACUCCGAGGACAAAUGACUGUGCAAAGUAUGACGGGGCCGACUGCGCCGGCGAACGUUGGCCAUAAGCGAUCCUGGCUGCUUCGACACGGGAAGGGAUAUGACUACAUGACGCAGAGCCCAUCGACCGGCGACUAUUAUCUCGGCGGAGGGGCGCUUCAAGGCAGCAAUGGAGGGCUUGACGCCAUUGGAAAUCCCGCGGACAGCCAGCAGGACUUCACCGCACUGUGCCAUCUGCGUGGACUCCUGCCCAUGCUGUUUGAGCAGGAGUCUGUACAGCCCGCGCCGAACGUGAAUAUGCAGACUUCCUGGACGGGGACCUUGGGGUUCAGCAGCGAUGGUCGACCGUGGGUGGGCAAGAUACCGAGCAAGAUGACCGAUCGGCAUCCUCAUUUUGCUGGACAUGCCACUGGCGGGGAGUGGAUUUCCGCCGGGUUUUGUGGUAACGGAAUGGUGUACUGUUGGCGAUCAGGGCAGGCUCUGGCAUCGAUGAUGCUCGGCCGGCAGCCCGAAUACUUCCCAGAGUCACUCCGCAUGACGCAAGAGCGGUUUGACAGUACGGCCGCCGAUGAUAUGGCGAAUCAUUGGCUUUCUUUGACAAUGUAA
This is a messenger RNA of Neohortaea acidophila, 1587 nucleotides long. RefSeq names its product FAD dependent oxidoreductase-domain-containing protein. The record is from RefSeq and is a predicted model, not a curated record. Gene Ontology annotation, molecular function: oxidoreductase activity. Gene Ontology annotation, cellular component: cytoplasm. Lineage: Eukaryota; Fungi; Ascomycota; Dothideomycetes; Mycosphaerellales; Teratosphaeriaceae. The transcript has 3 exons. Bases 1 to 1587 code for a protein of 528 amino acids.